AACAGGUAAACUCUGACCGGAGUAGACAUGGCGGAGCUGCUGAAAAUAAAAAGUGAAGCUGAAGACUUCCAAAGUGAAUACUUUUACAGAAACAGUCAAGCUGAGGAGAAGCGACAGAAGGAAAACCAGGCCGCCACCCAGAUUCAGAGCUGGUUCAGAGCCUGCAAGGUGCGGGCUUACUUCAGCCAUCUGCACAAGAAGGCAGUCAUUAUACAGAAGAUAUGGCGGGGCUUCACAGCAAGGGCACGUUUCAGACAAAUGGUGAAGGCGGCAUAUUUUAUCAUGAAGAUGAAUUUCUACGAGGAGAUGGCGGUCAGGAUCCAGCGGAGAUGGAGAGGAUUCUUUGUGAGGAAGUACAUUCAUAAUUUCUAUGCACGCAAGAGCUAUCUGGAAGGACUUUUCAGAAAAAAUGAACUUGUCAGGAGGGAGCUGGAUGAACUGGAGGAACUCCAAAAGAGAGAGAGAGACUGUCUGGAGAUGGUGAAAGAGCAGACAGCUAAGGUCUACCAAGCUUACCGGUUACACCACCUUCUCAGUACGAAGCAGUGCCCAGGGGUGUUCAACUCUCCAUUCAGGUCAGCCCCCCAUGAGAUGGAACAACUGCUGAGGCAGGUCAAGUACCAGGCCCCCACCAGACUGGCUCCCGGGGGCAGGGCUUGUCUCUUGGGUAUGCCUGGCCCAGCAGCCCCCAGUUUCUCUGGGACUCUUGGAUCCCCAUGGAUCAAAACCACUCAAACCCGCUGCUCCUCCAGGCCCAUACUGCCCCCCAUUGGUAGCAAAAAACAGCAGUGCAGGAAGUCCCCCUUUCUUUUGCAUUCACCCCACACCCCCUCCCUCCCUGGUGUGAUAACUAUCUAGUGGUGAUGGAUAAGGUUGAGGUGCUGGCUGUGGAAGUGGUCAGGCCAGGCCACCGAUCCCGUGGCGAUAGGAGCAAGGACAGGGUCCCCGUCCCUCCCUCUAUCUCUCCCCUCUCAUCCUCCCUCCUUUUUUUAACACCAAACAACAACUGAAGGUCACCUCAAACAAAGCAACAGCAUUUAAGUUAAUCUGCACUGCACAAAGUUUACAUGCUACACUCAGAAAAGAGCAUAUAACACAGUGCGUGUUUAGAGGUUGCUCUUUAUUCUUCUUCACAAGACACAUAACAGUUUGAAUAUUUGUUUAGUAUUUGUAACUGACACAAUGUUUUCCAUAUAUCUUGCAUAAUGUGUAAAGUAACAUGACAUGUUAAUCAACCAUUAAGCUAAUUUUGCCUCUAGAUAAUCAGAAGAAUGAAUUUGAAAAUUGGAGGUCUGUAUUGCUAGAAAAUGCAGCAUCCUCAGCUUUCCUUGACUUUUAUAAAGUGUAUAAUAUAACUAUAUAUUAUAUAACUGUGUCGCCUUUUCAAAAACUGUUAAAAACACAUUAAACAAAAGAUAUGCUGUUGUGGGUGACAUAUUCCUUCAUUGUUGUCACGUGUUGUCUUUAAAAAAAAAAGUUAGAUGUCAUGAAAUUUUCUUUUGUUUUCUUUUAUUGAGGUGCUUGCUUGGGCACCUGAAUCAGAGAAAAAUAAAUGGAAAGAAAGCAUUAAAUGUGGAAAAAUACAGGAUAUGAUGGGGAGUAGGGGAAGAUAGAGCCUGAUUAAAUCACAAGAGUCUCUGAGGUUAAUCAGACAAUACAUUAGACAUGCAGCUGAGUGUGCAUGUUUUUCUUCUCUUUAUUCCAUCUUAUUCACUCUUUCUCUGUCCUCUCUGUGUCCCUCACUUUUACUCUGGCAUGCUUGGUUUUACUCCUCCCUUCUAAUUCUCUCUCCUGAUACAAUUUUCUUCACUCUCUUGUCUCGUGUGUGUCUCUCUCUCUCUCUCUCUCUCUCUCUCUCUCUCUCUCUCUCUCUCUCUCUCUCUCUCUCUCUCUCUCUCUCCGUCUCUCUCGGCUUCUCUCAUC
Dicentrarchus labrax (European seabass) is the source of this 1923-nucleotide messenger RNA. RefSeq names its product spermatogenesis associated 17 (gene spata17). Gene Ontology annotation, cellular component: spindle pole. Gene Ontology annotation, molecular function: protein binding. Lineage: Eukaryota; Metazoa; Chordata; Actinopteri; Moronidae. The record is from RefSeq and is a predicted model, not a curated record. The coding region runs from base 28 to 858 and encodes 276 amino acids. Gene Ontology annotation, biological process: spindle organization; establishment of meiotic spindle localization; mitotic cell cycle. The transcript has 8 exons.